This is a messenger RNA of Funneliformis caledonium, 647 nucleotides long. The record is from the annotation of a GenBank genome assembly. Lineage: Eukaryota; Fungi; Glomeromycota; Glomeromycetes; Glomerales; Glomeraceae.
AUAUGACAUGUCCUUGUUGUCAACAUCUUAUUUAUCUUGGUGAUGAUGAUGAUGCAAAGCUAAAUCCUAGAGAAGAUGACAAUGUUAAAAAAUUUUUUAAAGAGUUAUCCAAUAGACCACAAGACUUCAAUCCAUUACCAGAGGUGUCAGAUGUGGAAACGGGAGAUCCUAUAACUCCUGAAAUGAUAUUCGUUGGAUUACACAAUAAAAUACUUCAUGCUGAGAAGAUUCUUAAUAAAAAAACACGUGAAGUAUCCCGCGUGGAAUACGAAAUCCUUGACUUUCAUUAUCCUCUUGGGGAAGCAUUGGAGAAGAAAUUGGCCGAAUUUACCUCUAUUCAUCCUCUUCAAACCGCACGAAUAUUGCUUAAUGCAGAAAUUAGGCAACAAUUCCCCUCUGAGAUGACUCGUAAUAUCUUUAACAAGAAAAAACGAUCAGCUAAAAAUAUUUACAAGAUAUUUAAAACAGAAGGUUUAGGAAGAGACGAGAUCAAGCGAAUUAGGAGAAUUUCACCAUCGUCUUUUGGGAAAUUUACUGAUAAAGAAAUAAAGGUCAUUCAAGAAAGGAUUAGAACAAAUUCUUCUCGACCAAAUUGGCUUGAUCAAUUUGAUGAUUUAGAACUAAAUGAGCCAAUGUUGACUGAUUGA